AUGCUUGAAAAGAGUAUAAAUGGAACUACACAAGUUUAUUCUACUGGUUCACGGAGUAUAAUGUCAGCUAGUUUUAUCAUCCUGUUUGGUGUACUUACAUGCUUCACAGAAUGGUCACUUGAGACAGUGGUAAAUACUACUGAGUCUCACAUCAAUUCGACUGAAUCACAAUCCACUCUGUUGCAGGCAACCCUGCAAUCAUCAGACUGUUUACGGUUGUUUGCUUCACUUUUUGGACGAUAUUAUUGGGUUGAUUUUUGCGACAGUAAUAGUUAUACUGACCCAUAUUUUAUGUAUUAUACAAAUAUGAUUUGUUCACAUCGAAGUUAUUUGACAACGAGAUACUGGAUCGUGUAUUCGCAACACGAAUUACACGGUCAAUAUAUUAUUAUUCCACCUGGUGUAUGUGUUAGUGAUUUAAGGGAAAGGGGAUUUUGGUCAGUGGGCUCUGCACUCAAAUGCGUGAGACUAAACCAGGUCAAUCAUCAUUUUUACUGUCACAAUCCGCGAAUAACAUGGUUGCCGAUCAAUCAAUCUCCAUUCGUACCACCACCGUUUCCCAAUCCAUUUGAAGGUCUCCAGCCGAAUAAUUAUCGUGAUCAACCAAAUAAUAAUACGACAACUGAAGUGCCUUUAGCUUAAAAUCUAUAUUAUAAAAACCUUUCACCGUUAUUCAAUUUUUCUAACAAACACUACAAUAUGAAAUAAUCAAAAUAUAUUUUGCAAAUGUACUUAGAUGGUGAUACUUACCUGGUCCAAUUUUAUUUAAACAACUCACACAAAAUGUUUCCUACUCAUUAGACUUUGAUAACCAUUACAUCAAAAGACUUUAUUCAUGGUGAGUGCUCUGUGCAUUACCGAAGGAAUAUCAUUCAUACUGUAAUAAUAUAACAACCUGAUCAGACUCAUUUAUUUUGGACAUCUCAAUAAAUGUAGUUGGCUUAAUAA
Messenger RNA from Schistosoma intercalatum, 948 nucleotides. The record is from the annotation of a GenBank genome assembly. NCBI's taxonomy places the organism in Eukaryota, Metazoa, Platyhelminthes, Trematoda, Strigeidida, Schistosomatidae.